Messenger RNA from Fusarium graminearum PH-1, 135 nucleotides. RefSeq lists its product as uncharacterized. The record is from RefSeq and is a predicted model, not a curated record. The transcript is spliced from 2 exons. Lineage: Eukaryota; Fungi; Ascomycota; Sordariomycetes; Hypocreales; Nectriaceae. The coding region runs from base 1 to 135 and encodes 44 amino acids.
AUGGGCCACACAACCAAGUUUGCUAUCGGUUUCGGCACCUUCGUCGGGGUGAUCGUAUUAGGCGUCCUGAUCAGAAAGUGUUGCUGCAAGAAAGAAAAGUUCCAUAUUGGGGGUGAGGACUCAGACAUGUCCUAG